AAGGUAAACAAACCGCCUGUCUGUCUUCCUUUGCAGAUUAGGUAAGAGGAGGAGGACUUAACUAAUCCCCAAAACACUGAGGAAGAAGAAGGAGGAGGAAUUAAGAAGAGGAGAAGGACUGACGAAGGGAUACAAAGCGAUAUACAGUAGAUAAAAAGAUAAAUAAGAGGAGGAGGAAGACCUACGGAGGGAUACAAAGCAAUAUAGAUAAAAAAAUGUUAAGGACGCUGCCUGUGCUUAAUAAAUGUGGCACUGUGAAAAGCCUGCUGCUUCUCCCUCGUGUUGUCACUCUGAAGAGACACAACUUGCUCUGCAGCACAACAGUAAAGGAACAGGCACAGAAUGAAAGAAGGAUUCCCAUAAAAGAGCCAACGACCAGCGACAGCGACUCCAGCUCUUCCAGCUCCGACAGUUCAGACUCUGACGGGCCCAGCGGCUACAGCAGGAAUGGGAGGACCACUUAUAAUGAGGAGGAAGUGGCUAAGUUCCGCUCGAUGGCUGACUCCUGGUGGGAUCCUUAUGGGGACUGCAAGCCUCUCCAUUCUCUUAACAAGUUGAGAGUAGCAUUGGUUCGUGAAGGUUUAGUAAACAGUGAAGUGAGCCAAGCGGAGCAUAUCAGUGGCCCCAGACCACUGACAGGGAUUAAGAUACUUGACGUGGGCUGUGGGGGAGGAAUACUGUGUGAGCCUCUCGCCAGGUUAGGGGCUAAAGUGACAGGACUGGAUGCUGCUGAGGAGAACACGAGGGUUGCCACACUGCAUGCCUCCCAAGACCCGCGAGUGAAGGAAAACGUUACAUACCUACACGGGACAGUAGAGGAGCACAUUCAAGACGUCGGGUGCGCAUAUGACGCAGUGGUGGCAUCUGAGGUACUGGAGCACGUCGAUAACACGGACCUCUUCAUCUACACGUGUGCGGAAGCCAUUAGGCCUGGUGGAUCACUGUUCUUGACAACAAUCAACAAAACCACCAGUGCCUGGCUGGGGGCCAUCGCCAUCGCCGAGCACACGCUGCGCCUGCUACCCCCGGGAACACACGACUGGAAUAAGUUCAUUCCCCGGCAGGAGCUACUCUUCCACCUUGAAAAAAGUGGCUUUGUGACAAGAACUGUUCAUGGCAUGGGCUACAACCCACUGAUUAACGAGUGGUUCUGGCUCUCAAACACGUCAAUAAAUUAUGCAGUCCAUGCCAUCAAAGAAGGUAAUUAGCACUAUGCAGCUUUGUAAAGUUCUGAAUUUACAUAGUUAGUGAAUUUCAGUAAUGCUUCAAUGUGUCAUCAUGUAGCUUGUCCAUGCCAUCCCCAUCAAUACUGGCAGGCCAAGGAGCGUAGAUUGUAGUCACCUGUUUACUGAAAAUAAUAAGUCGGCUGCCAAGAAGUCUGCUACUCAUAAUGAUCUUAAGCUUGCCAAAGAGGAUACUAAGAUUACAAUAUUCAAAUGAGUCUUUAUUAAAAGUCAUCCAUCACUCACAUCAGUGGAAUAUUUCUCAGUAUUGUUAUUAUGUAAAUGUUGUGUAAAUGUUUCCUUACA
Messenger RNA from Eriocheir sinensis (Chinese mitten crab), 1529 nucleotides. RefSeq names its product ubiquinone biosynthesis O-methyltransferase, mitochondrial-like. The coding region runs from base 216 to 1208 and encodes 330 amino acids. The transcript is spliced from 8 exons. Gene Ontology annotation, biological process: ubiquinone biosynthetic process. The record is from RefSeq and is a predicted model, not a curated record. Lineage: Eukaryota; Metazoa; Arthropoda; Malacostraca; Decapoda; Varunidae. Gene Ontology annotation, molecular function: 2-methoxy-6-polyprenyl-1,4-benzoquinol methyltransferase activity.